AUGCGGGCUUGUAAUAUUAUAGCGGUUUUCUCAACCGUAAGCUGUGCCGCAGCUAAAGACGCCCCCGUCGUUUCUGGCAAUCCUCAAGGCGUUGAAUACACGGCCACUCUGCCCAAGAAACCUUUCUUCCCCAACGCGGAGCUGGUGGGCAACGUGAAGGGUAAUGUUUCGGCAGUGGCAGCUCCUGGCGGCAAGGGUGUCAGAUUCACCGUCCAAUUCGAAAACUUUCCGAAAUCAGGUGGCCCUUUCUUGUACCAUAUCCAUGAGAAGCCAGCUGUCGACGGCAAUUGCACAUCGACUUUGGCGCAUUUAGACCCAUUCGAUCGUGGCGAGACGCCUGCUUGCGAUGAUUCCAAGCCCGAGACUUGCCAAGUCGGCGACUUGAGCGGGAAAUACGGCAAAGUCACCUCUGAUCCUUUCUUGGCUGAGUACUUUGACCUCUACACCUCUAUGAAGCCGGAUAAUCCGGCCUUCUUUGGCAAUCUAUCGAUCGUCGUCCAUUACGCAAAUAAGACACGUCUGACCUGCGCCAACUUUUCCAAGCUGCAGGUCUCAAGCAGUGUUACAAAGUCAGCUCAAACUACCACCAGCUCUCGCACUGCUACCAAGACUCCAAUUACAACUGGUGCCCAUAAGGUCGUUGGGCCUCAUAACACAACAAUCUCUCGCAAUGCCACAGGCCCCCAUCAUGCUACAGGUUCUCUAGCUACGAAAAAUCCCCAUAAUAUUACCAAUGUCCUCUCUGCUACUGGUGCUCCUACUAGCACCGGCAUUGUAACUGCUCCUGGCGGCCUUACCACUUCAGCGAGCUUCACUACUGCCUCUACCAGUGAUGGUGUAAGUGCAGGUGCCACAUCAUCUACUGUCCCCUUUCCAGGGGCUGCUGCUGGGAACAAAAUCUCGAUCUCUCUGCUUUGUGGUGUUGUUGUCAUAAUGCUACUUUCCCUGUGA
Trichoderma asperellum CBS 433.97 is the source of this 951-nucleotide messenger RNA. RefSeq lists its product as uncharacterized. Lineage: Eukaryota; Fungi; Ascomycota; Sordariomycetes; Hypocreales; Hypocreaceae. Gene Ontology annotation, molecular function: copper ion binding. Gene Ontology annotation, biological process: superoxide metabolic process. The record is from RefSeq and is a predicted model, not a curated record. Gene Ontology annotation, cellular component: extracellular region.